This is a messenger RNA of Glossina fuscipes, 805 nucleotides long. RefSeq names its product probable RNA helicase armi. Gene Ontology annotation, biological process: regulatory ncRNA-mediated post-transcriptional gene silencing. The coding region runs from base 162 to 527 and encodes 121 amino acids. The record is from RefSeq and is a predicted model, not a curated record. Lineage: Eukaryota; Metazoa; Arthropoda; Insecta; Diptera; Glossinidae. Gene Ontology annotation, cellular component: cytosol; P granule. The transcript is spliced from 5 exons.
GAAUAAUGCUAAAACCUUGCUGUGUUCUUUCUAUAAUUUAUUACACCUAGCUAUUUGUGCAUCCGUUCCAAUCAAGCAACCUUGCCUUUGAAACAGGUGCCCGUAAUGGUGUAACAAGACAAUCAAAAUGUCAUUUUAAACAAAAAUGACGGUGCGAAAAGAUGCAAGUUCUAAACGUACCAAUGGUAAGUGAAGCCGAAAAGCUGAAGCAAAUCGAGAAUUUGCUGCCGCAGUCAUCAACUCGAUCCAAAACACAUGGUGUAAUCUUCUGCGUAACGCGUGGUAAAGAUACGCAGUGCUUAAAUAUGUACGAAGCGAAGAUAGUUUUCAUUCUGACAGUCAACUUGUGUCGUAAGGAUAUUAAGCCAGAAUUCAUUGGCAUCAUAAGUCCGUACGUAAAACAAGUUGAACAUUUACACAAACUUUUUGAUGACGCCGACGUAGCAUCGCCUAAAAUAGGUACCAUGGGGGAAUUCCAAGGAGAGGAAUGCGACAUAAUAUUGAUCUUAACAGUGAAAUCAAAUUAGGACCAUAUACCUAGCGAUUUGCGCCUUGGAGUAGGUUCCAUCCAAAACGAGAAACGGAUUAACGUCACAAUAACUCGACCACGCUGCCUUCUUAUAAUAUACGGCAACUCCUAACUACUCCUUUUGGAUCCUCAUUAGCGCAUGAUUAUAAAGUACUGCGUCGAUAAUGAUGCCUACUUCAAUGUGCAGGAUUUCCCUAUUAUUAAAGCUCGACGUGGUGAAUACCGCAAUGACAAACAAAUGUUUCAGAAGACGCUCGUUGUACCCAAAAAUUUGAA